AUGCUGGGGAUAUUUAACAGAGCGGCGAAAGGACCCUUGAAAGCGUUUACCCGCAACGCAUCAACAGCAUCAUCGAAUACUGCGAAUCCUUCAAACAAAGCAGCAACCAUCGCAGCCUCAAUCUCAGGUAUCACAGCUGCUGUUUACUCGUACCAGUACGGUCUCAUUGAUCAAGUCUUCGCUAGUGGUUUAGAGGAAGGUCUCCACGCACCCGCCUUCCCUUGGAACCACAACGGCUGGUUGGAUAGCUUCGACCACAACGCCAUUAGACGAGGCUACCAGGUUUAUCGUGAAGUCUGCGCUUCCUGCCACUCUCUUGACAGAAUAGCCUGGAGAAACCUCGUCGCUGUAUCGCACACCUCAGAUGAAGCCAGAGCUAUGGCAGAGGAGCAGGAGUAUACCGACGGUCCUAAUGACCAGGGCGAGCCUUUCCAGAGACCGGGCAAACUUGCUGAUUACAUGCCACCUCCAUAUCCAAACGAGGAGGCUUCUAGAGCGGCUAAUGGUGGUGCUCUCCCACCUGACCUCUCUCUCAUUGUUAAAGCCAGACACGGUGGUGCUGAUUACAUUAUGGCCCUUCUCACUGGUUACCAGGAUCCACCUGCUGGUAUUGCUGUGGCUGAUGGUAUGAACUUCAACCCUUACUUCCCUGGUGGUAGCAUUGCUAUGGGUAGAGUCUUGUUUGAUGGUCUCGUUGAAUACGACGAUGGCACUCCUAGCACUACCACACAAAUGGCUAAAGAUGUCGCCACCUUCCUCAGCUGGGCUAGCGAGCCGGAACACGACGAUAGGAAGAAGAUGGGCUUCCAAGCUGUCAUCAUUCUCUCAGCCAUGACUGCCAUCUCACUCUACGUCAAGAGACUCAAAUGGUCUCCUAUCAAGACAAGAAAGCUUGUGUACAACCCACCAAAGUGA
This is a messenger RNA of Wallemia ichthyophaga EXF-994, 915 nucleotides long. RefSeq lists its product as uncharacterized. The record is from RefSeq and is a predicted model, not a curated record. The transcript is spliced from 2 exons. The coding region runs from base 1 to 915 and encodes 304 amino acids. Gene Ontology annotation, biological process: mitochondrial electron transport, ubiquinol to cytochrome c. NCBI's taxonomy places the organism in Eukaryota, Fungi, Basidiomycota, Wallemiomycetes, Wallemiales, Wallemiaceae. Gene Ontology annotation, molecular function: heme binding; electron transfer activity.